Messenger RNA from Nerophis lumbriciformis (worm pipefish), 1380 nucleotides. Lineage: Eukaryota; Metazoa; Chordata; Actinopteri; Syngnathiformes; Syngnathidae. The record is from RefSeq and is a predicted model, not a curated record.
AUGGCACAGACCAACACUGGCGGGCAGGGGACCAAUGGGGUGGCUGAUGAGUCCCCCAAUAUGAUCGUGUAUAGAAAGAUGGAGGAAGUAAUAGCACGCAUGCAGGCGGAGAAAAAUGGCAUACCGAUCCGAACAGUCAAAAGUUUCCUCACCAAGAUCCCCAGUGUUUUUUCAGGUUCUGAUAUUGUACAGUGGAUGAUCAAGAAUCUAGACAUUGAAGAUCAAGUUGAAGCUCUUCACCUUGGAACGCUGAUGGCUGCGCAUGGCUACUUCUUUCCUAUCUCAGACCAUGUCCUCACCCUCAAAGAUGACGGCACUUUCUAUAGGUUUCAGACUCCAUACUUUUGGCCAUCAAAUUGCUGGGAACCAGAAAACACAGACUAUGCUGUUUACCUCUGCAAAAGAACAAUGCAAAACAAAGCACGUCUGGAGCUUGCAGACUACGAGGCGGAGAGCUUAGCAAGGCUACAGCGAGCUUUCGCCAGGAAAUGGGAGUUCAUUUUUAUGCAAGCCGAAGCACAAGCAAAAGUGGAUAAGAAAAGGGACAAAAUUGAGAGGAAAAUUCUUGACAGUCAAGAAAGAGCGUUCUGGGAUGUGCACAGACCAGUGCCUGGAUGUGUAAAUACAACAGAAGUCGACAUUAAGAAGUCCUCCAGAAUGAAAAAUCCACAUAAAACCAGAAAGUCCGUGUACGGGCUGCAGAAUGAUAUCCGCGCACACAGCCCAACCCACACCCCAGCCCCUGAAGCCAAGCAACCGACAGAAGAGGAACUGCAGGAGCAGAUUACAUUUUGGCAAUUGCAAUUAGACCGACAUCGACUGAAAAUGUCCAAAGUGGCAGAGAGUUUGCUGGGCUACACAGAGCAGUACAUAGAAUACGACCCCUUCCUUACACCGCCAGAUCCCUCCAACCCCUGGAUAUCAGAUGACACCACACUGUGGGAACUGGAAGCAAGUAAGGAGCCUGGCCAGCAGAGGGUAAAGAGGUGGGCUUUCGGCAUUGACGAGGUUUUCAAAGACCCAGUGGGGAGGGAACAGUUCCUCAAGUUCCUCGAGUCUGAGUUCAGCUCGGAGAAUCUCAGGUUCUGGCUAGCGGUCCAGGAACUAAAAAAACGUCCCAUCCGAGAAGUCCCAACUCGGGUUCAGGAGAUCUGGCAGGAGUUUUUGGCUCCGGGCGCACCCAGCGCUAUUAAUGUGGACUCCAAGAGCUAUGACAAAACCACCCAGAAUGUCAAAGACCCGGGACGCUAUGCCUUUGAAGAUGCACAGGAACACAUCUACAAGCUGAUGAAGAGUGAUUCCUACAGCCGCUUCAUUCGGUCCAGUGCCUACCAGGAGUUAUUGCAGGCCAAGAAAAAGAAGAGCAAGAACCUCUUCUGA